UGGGCUGGCUGAGGCUCUGGUGGGAAGGUGGGUUCAGACCGAGGGGACUACGGGUCGGCGUUAGGCUCAGUGGGCUCGAGACAAAGGACUGGCCGAGAGAGGCUCGGCGCGGCGCUUUCCGACCGGUAGCUGAGCGGCCCAUCGAGGCUUCUCGGCCAACCAGUGCCCUCGCCGCGCAGGCUCAGUCGGCUUCUCCGCGGUUCCCCACAGCCCGCGCCGCGGCGGGGGCCCCGGCGCAGCGGCACCUGCUGCUGAGGGACCCCGCGGCCCGCCAGGUGCUCAUGAUGGGGCUGAUCUUCGCGAAACUGUGGAACCUCUUCUCUAAGCAAGAACACAAAGUGAUUAUAGUAGGACUGGAUAAUGCAGGGAAAACCACCAUUCUUUAUCAAUUCUUGAUGAAUGAAGUGGUUCAUACAUCUCCAACCAUAGGAAGUAAUGUUGAAGAAAUAUUUGUGAAGAACACUCAUUUUCUUAUGUGGGAUAUUGGUGGUCAAGAGUCACUGCGGUCAUCCUGGAACACGUAUUACUCAAACACAGAGUUCAUCAUUCUUGUCGUUGAUAGCAUUGACAGGGAACGACUAGCUAUUACGAAAGAAGAAUUAUACAGAAUGUUGGCUCAUGAGGAUUUGCGGAAGGCUGCAGUCCUUAUCUUUGCAAAUAAACAGGAUAUGAAAGGGUGUAUGACAGCAGCUGAAAUCUCCAAAUACCUCACCCUGAGUUCCAUUAAGGACCAUCCAUGGCACAUUCAGUCCUGCUGUGCUCUCACUGGAGAAGGGUUAUGCCAAGGUCUAGAGUGGAUGACCUCCCGGGUUGGUGUGAGAUAACUUUUUUGCUCGAAAGAGACUGCUCUAUUUAUUCUGUGACAUGAACAUUUUUUUCCAGUACUUUUGGCUGCUAAGGCAGCAGCAUGUUUAAUUUAUAACAACACAAACCUCUAUGAGCAACACUUGAAUCAAGUGCAGCUGAACUGGAACAUGAAAGAUUUUUUUCUUAACUUUUUUUUAAUGCACUAAUCUUCAGUUGGAUGAACACUAACAUAUAACUAUGUUUUUAGCAACAGAAGUUUUCUGGAUGCUUAUUCUAGUUAUUCAAUGACUGCCUUGUAAGAAAUGUUUGUCAUAUGUUUAAUGUUUUCUGAAAUAUUGUAAUAACUUUAGUGACCAAUUUCUUUCAUUUCUUGGCCAGCCCUACUCCCACGUGAAAAUUACUGGUUUGACAAAGUAAUAGUGGAAAUUAUCAGGUACUGCUUGCAAAUUUAACGAGCACUAACGAUUUGCUCCCUCUAUAAACCACUUAUCUCUUGGACAGAACUUACAGAGAAAGAAAUCUGCCUAGAGGGUAUAUAUAAAGAAGAUUAAACAUCGUAAGAACUGCCUUUAAAUGAGUUAACUUCCCCUAUGUUAUUGCAAGUCAUGGAAUACGUGACUAUUAGCAUGGAAAUUAAGUAGACUAUUUAUCUAAAAGAAUUAAGUUCACUUCUCUGCAUAUAACACAGGAUUAGUUUUGGUUAAAAACUAAUCAAAGAAAAAUGUUUAUUUGAAAGCCCAACUUUGAUGGUAAAUAUAAAUCUAUAUUUUAAGGAUUUUAAGUAUGUCGUAUUAUUCAAUGCAUACAUAACUAUUGGAAGUUAUUAAAGCAUACCAGCACUAAUACUAAAACCAGAUGCUUGGAAUAUAUUUUACUAUCAAUUAUAAACAACCUUAUUAUCAGCAUAAAGUUCAACUGUUCCAUUUUCAAGGGACAUCCCAUCUGUGUUGGGCAAUAGCUAAAGUAAAAGUGUAAACAUUUCAUUUUAUUUCUUAAAAUUUGAAAUUGCAUCUAAUAGUAUUUCUACCAUCAGCAGUGUUACUUAAAAAACAAGGCUUUCCUUAAGUCUGUUUGAGGCUGUAUGUAAUAGACUUGAAACAGUUGCCAUCUUUAUAGCUAUGCCUUGUGUUCUAACAUCUUUUACUGGAGAAUAGGAAACAACUGAGCUUAACAACUGAACUAGGUUUUAGAAUAUUACUAUGAGACUCAAAGUUAAUACUAACAAUUUAUAAAUUAAAAAUUAGGAAGAAAAAGUCAUAAUCUAUCAAAAGUUUAUUGGAUAGCAUUAAAAAGUUUUCAAGGCGCUGUCUAAUGAACAGUAAUCUAAAUAGUACAUAUCUUAAGAGGGAGGACAGGUAUUAUAAUUUUAAUCCUCUUUAUUUAAAAUGUAUGAUUUUGCUAUAACGAAAGGGAUAAGAUGCAUACUUACAGAAUAAUACUUCAUCUUUGUAGUUUUUUUGUGUGUUUUUUUUUUCAUUUGGGUUAAAAAUAGGAUUCAGUGUUCAUAAGAAUAUCAAAAUACCUGUUCAAAAAGGGUAUUUUAAUUUUAAUAUUUUUUUAUUGUAAAUUGGUUAAAAUUUUGCAUUGUUUUCAGGUAUAUUUGAUUUAUUCUAUUUAGUCUAAUUAAUUUAGUUGAAUGUAGUAACAUUUUUUUCUGAUUUCUGUUUAGUGGUUGCACACUCUAGAAUUGAAAUAGGGCCAGAGGAAAGCUUUUUUGGAUUUGGGGAACUAGUUGUUUGUUAACUUUGUUUUGAACCUUUUUCUUAGUGAUUCUAUAGGAGAUAGAGGAUAAAUUUCAUUUUUAAUAUAACCCAUAGUCAAGACAUGAGAGAAAAUCAUUAUGGGUACCCAUGGUGUGUAUGCGGUGGGGAGAGUAAGAGUAAUUAUGGAAAUACCAUUUAUCCAAAGCACACUUUGCCAGAAUUUUUACCUUAGUUAUGUAAUUUAGCCACAAAUACUGAGGAUAAGAAUUCUCUUAACUCUGUCCUGAGAAAAAACAUAUUAAUACUCCUGUAUUCAUUCUUACUUUGAAAUUUGUCUUGUAUCUAAUAAGAUUGACUGGCUCAAUUUUCUUCUAUCAAAUUAUAUGGUUAUUUUUUAUAUUACCACAUCAGCAUUAUAUUGAAAGUGUUUUUAAUAGUUGAUUAUAUUUUCUCAAACAACUACUAGUAUAGAUUCAAGUUUGCUAUUUAAUUGUUAAAAUUCAAUUUUAUUUUCUAAAUCCUUUUUCAAAAACGUUUUGUUUUGGAUUAGAAAUGAAUUUAUGUCAGCUGUAUGUUUGAAAUUGGCAUUCAACUAGAUUUUGUGCCAACGAUUGGGAAGAGUUCAGUUAGGAAAUUCAUGUGAGACUUUAAAAAGUAUUUUGUAAGUUCUCAUUAGAUAUUUCCUGUUACGGUAAUAUGAAAACUGGUUAUCCUUUACUCCAAGAGAAUGUUUUGACCCAAGCAUGGAUUUAAUGCUAAAGCAUCGAUUCUGACAUUUGUUGUAAAUCAACCAACUAUAAGAUACUGUCUGAUGAAAAAUGUAAAUUUGUGAUUAGUGCCUUUAUUCAUAUUUUGAGAUGAGUUCUCUGUUUUGUACUAUACCUGUUCUUCGGAAGUCAAAUUAACAGCUAAUUAAUUUAACAGUGAUAUAAUCUGAGUUUUACCCUACCCGUCAACCCCUUAAUUGCUUAGCAAAGUUUCUAGUAAGUAGUGGAAAGCAAAGCACCCACCCACAUUACUUUCAGGAGAUUAUUCUUCAUUUUAUUUUUAAUUUUAGAAUAAAGAAACUAAACUUUAUUUUCUCAAUAUGUUAUAACUAAAAUGUAAUUGCUACCCUUGUAAGUUCAAAUACAGCAUUUUUCUUAAUUUCGAACACGUUGUGUUCUUCAUACGUAAACCCAUCAUUCUUACUGAAGCCCAUUUGAUAACUCUUUUAGAAUUAACAGCCCCUUUUAUAUGGGAAUAUACUGCACAUUUUAUAUUGUUAGUGUAAUAUAAUUUCUUAAAAUCUGAAAUAAUAUAUACAUAUAUAUAAUCUAUUGAAAAAUUGAUGAUUACAUAAUUUUUGUUUUUACGUUCUGUAUUAGUAUGCUUAAAGGUAUAUUUUUAUUCUAUAUCCAUUAGAGGAAAGAUAAUGAAUUCAAGUUUCAUUGUUAAAAAUAAUUGUAAAUGUAUACCGCCCCUAUAGCCAUUGUCAUUUUGAUGAAGCAUAACUUAACUUUCAUUAUAACAUGAAGAAAAAAUAAUUAUUUUCCUAUGGAAACAGUGAAUGAUAUAGGCAGCAACGUAAAGAAUAUUCUCUGAAGAGUUGGGGGAGUCAAAAAGCAAAGAAAAUUUUAAAAAAUAAUAAUAAAAGCUUUAAUUAAAAAAAAUCUUUUCAAUGUUGUAUCUUAGGAUAAAUUAGAAAUGGAAUUGUUUCUGACUACUACUCACUUAAUUCUUAAUAAUGUGAAACCUUAUCAGUUGAAAAAAAUGUAUACUAUUAUUAGGCCUAUAGAUGGAUAAAUUCCAUUGACAUUUAUCUUUGAAGACCAACUUCAUGAGUCUAACUUUUCAUCUAUGGCUUUGGAUCCAAAACAUUUCAUACUCAGUUCAAUUCUAAAUGAUCUUUGAUAUUUUGUCAGGGUAAAGUCAUUUCAAGAUACAGCAUGGGAACUUGUAUCUAGUAGAAUAUUGUGCUGGCUAUCUAAAGAAAUGGAUUUGAAACUUAAUUUGACAAUUACGUGUCUAGUUGACCUUAAGACACUUGCUGUUCGUGGCCUUCCUGUUUUUUUUUUUUUUUUUUCGCAUUCUGAGGAAUUUAAGCAAGCUAGAACUCCAAGAUGGCGUUUGGUUUUGAAAUCCUGAAUCUUCAUACUUUAUAUUUCAAUUGAAAAACCAAAAAAAUACACGUAAUGGAAAAUUAAAUUCAUUUUUAUCUAACAUUUGAUUCCCACCUCAUUAUCAUUUCAUUUAGUAUAUGAAUAUAAUCAAGAAAAGUAUCAAUUAGUAACUGCUACUUAACCUAAAUUGAGCUAAUAUCUAAUGACAAUGGAAAAAAGAAAAUAAGCCAUAUUGCUACGAAAAUGAUAUUAAGCUGCUUAUAAAACAGCCUCUGUUGGAAAUACCCUCCUCUAAAGAAUUAUCAUGCUUAUUUUCCUAGUUUUUACUAAUUAGAAGUGGUUGGUUAGUUCAGAAUUUAUUGGCUUUAUUAGAUGUCAUCCCAGACUGCAGUUCUGUUUGACUUUGCAGCAUUGAAAGGAUAAUGCAGCCAGAAUGUCAAUAUUUUACAAACGUCUGUAUAAAUCUAAGUGUAGUUUAUAUUCAAGGUUAGUUUGUUCAGUAAUGUCUCAUCCUUAUUUAAUUAGCUUUACUGUAAAGACUAAAAUCCAAAAGUCAGAUUCCCAAUAAGUAGUUUUUAAGAGUUCCAGGUGGCCAA
Rhinolophus ferrumequinum (greater horseshoe bat) is the source of this 5208-nucleotide messenger RNA. It is a transcript of the gene ARL5B, whose product is annotated as ADP ribosylation factor like GTPase 5B. Gene Ontology annotation, biological process: vesicle-mediated transport; protein localization to Golgi membrane; intracellular protein transport. The record is from RefSeq and is a predicted model, not a curated record. NCBI's taxonomy places the organism in Eukaryota, Metazoa, Chordata, Mammalia, Chiroptera, Rhinolophidae. The transcript has 6 exons. Gene Ontology annotation, molecular function: GTP binding; GTPase activity. The coding region runs from base 282 to 824 and encodes 180 amino acids. Gene Ontology annotation, cellular component: cytoplasm; trans-Golgi network.